Messenger RNA from Eptesicus fuscus (big brown bat), 1803 nucleotides. RefSeq names its product endogenous retrovirus group K member 5 Gag polyprotein-like. The record is from RefSeq and is a predicted model, not a curated record. NCBI's taxonomy places the organism in Eukaryota, Metazoa, Chordata, Mammalia, Chiroptera, Vespertilionidae. Gene Ontology annotation, biological process: viral process. Gene Ontology annotation, molecular function: nucleic acid binding; zinc ion binding.
AUGGAGGUAGCACAGGACUACAGAGCAGCAGAAGAUCCCAGGCAUGAACAUAAUCAACCAUCUCUUAAGCCAGGAGAAAAGGAGAAGCAGUGUACUGGCACAAAAAAGGGGUCUGAAAAAGACAGCAUAUUAAAAAAGAGUAAUGUAAAUUUUAAAGACAAAUUAAAUCCCCAAGAUAAGGAAGAUCUUGAGGAAGCUACUGCUCUUUGUCAUGAUGAUGAUACAGGUGUUGUUCAGGCAAAAGAGGAGGAAGAUUAUUUUUCUGCUGGAACUGAAGAGGGUAGUGAUAUGGAGGAUGUGUUAGAACAAUUUUUAGAAGGAUUAAAGCAUCUUGGCAAGAAAAAGAGAAGCCGUGGGGGCAGUCCCCGCCGCUCUCCGCUGCCCUGUGCAGCGCCAGUUCCACUCUCCCCUCUCCAGAUGGCUUUGCAGGAGGCACGAAAGGCUGGUGAGGACUUGGGCACUCAGGCCUUCCCCGUUAUGGGACGGGUGAACCCUAACACGGGGCAGCGUGAGCGUACUUACGACCCGCUUCCUUUUAAAACCCUGAAGGAGUUAAAAACAGCCUGUGCUCAGUAUGGGCCCACUUCUCCUUAUACUUUAACCAUCUUGGAAACUGUAGCCUCAGAGGCUCUCCCACCUAAUGAUUGGAGAGCUAUUGCCAAGGCUUGUUUAUCAGGAGGAGAUUAUCUCUUGUGGAAAUCAGAAUAUGCUGAAAAGGCUAAGGAACAAGCUGCUCAAUCUUAUGAAAUGCUGGUAGGAGAAGGAGACUAUGCUGAUACCCAUAAUCAAAUUCAAUACCCCCAGGAAGCUUAUGGGCAAAUUAAUAGAGCUGGGAUCAGAGCCUGGAAAAAGCUUCCCACCUCUGGUCAAAAAACAGAGGAGCUCUCAAAGAUUAUUCAAGGGCCAGAUGAAAAGUAUCAGGAUUUUGUCUCUCGGCUGUUACAGGCUGUUGGCCGAGUAGUGGUGGAUGGAGAGGCUGGCAUGUUAAUAGUCAAGCAGUUGGCGUAUGAAAAUGCUAACACUGCCUGUCAAGCUGCAUUGCGGCCCUAUCAAAGAAAGGGGACUCUCUCAGAUUAUAUCCGCAUUUGUACAGAUAUUGGUCCCUCGUAUAUACAAGGAGUCGCUAUUGCAGCCGCAUUAAAGGGAACCACCACUGAAGGAAUUCUUCAGCAACAGUUCAGCACAGGGAAAAGUCAAACACACAAGUGUUUCACUUGUGGAGGAGCAGGACACAUGGCAAAACAGUGUCCCUCUAAUAAAGGGGUUAAUAAAGGAAAUGGCAGAGGUCCCAAACAACCUGGACUGUGCCCUAAAUGUAAAAGAGGAAAACAUUGGGCAAAUGAGUGUAAAUCUAAGACAGAUAUCCAGGGAAAUCCCUUGCCUCAGCAGCAUCUGAUUUCAGCGCCCCGGGAGGCAGAAUCCGGGCUCCGGCGCGCCGGCGCCCCCCCGCGGCUGCACCGCUCGCCGCAGCCCAGCGGGCCCCGGGGCCGCCUGGUCUCCCGCGGGCGGGCGGGCGGGCAGGAGGGCGGGGCGCAGCCGGCGACGGGAGCAGCACCUGGCCUGGGCGGUGCGGUGGCCGGAGCCGGGGCCGGAGCCGGGGCCGGGGCCGGGGCCCGGACAGCGGAAGCCAGUGGCCCGGCGGCGGGGGCUGCGCGCGGGCGCGGGGCCGCUGCGUGCGCGGGGAGCGCGGGGCUGCGCUCGGGUGCGCUCCUGGGCAUUCGCCGCCGCUGCCGCGCCUUUGAGUCAGCAAACUCCGCCGCGCGCCGGCCUCCCCGCGCGACCGCCCGCAGCUGCCGCGGGUGA